Messenger RNA from Cucurbita pepo subsp. pepo (vegetable marrow), 1500 nucleotides. RefSeq names its product zinc finger protein CONSTANS-LIKE 5. NCBI's taxonomy places the organism in Eukaryota, Viridiplantae, Streptophyta, Magnoliopsida, Cucurbitales, Cucurbitaceae. Gene Ontology annotation, biological process: regulation of flower development. Gene Ontology annotation, molecular function: DNA-binding transcription factor activity; zinc ion binding; protein binding. The record is from RefSeq and is a predicted model, not a curated record. Gene Ontology annotation, cellular component: nucleus.
AAAGACACAGCCACUUCCCUCUUUCUGAAACCAAAUCCAAACUGCACCAAAUAUCUCUCCCAGCUCCUCACCCAACACACCCAGUACCCUGUUUCUUGGCGGGAGACUCUGGAGGCUUCUGAAUUCACAACGCCAUCAACCAUGGGAAUUCAGGGAGACAGUGUUGUGAAGGGUUUCGGCGGCGGAUGGGGCGUGGUCGCUAAACCCUGCGACUCCUGCAAGACAGGGCCUGCAGCCGUCUAUUGUCGACCUGACUCUGCUUUCCUCUGCCUUUCCUGCGACGCCAAAAUUCACUGCGCUAAUAAGUUCGCCUCUCGCCACGAGCGCGUCUGGAUGUGCGAGGUCUGUGAACAGGCUCCUGCUGUGGUCAUGUGCAAGGCCGAUGCUGCGGCUCUCUGUGUUACCUGCGAUGCCGAUAUUCAUUCCGCUAACCCAUUGGCACGUCGCCACGAGCGUGUCCCGGUCGAGCCUUUUUUCGACACGGCAGAGUCAAUGGUCAAAUCCUCUUCGGGUUUCAAUUUUCUCCUGCCCACUGAAACCAACGCCAGUGGCUGCCACGGUGCCCAUCAACACGAGGAAGUGGAGGUUGCCUCCUGGCUUUUAUCCAACCCACCUUUCAACUCUAAGCUCGUGGACGAACCUGAAAUCAAGCCACCUGGUCAUGAUCAAAUGUUCUUCACUGAAAUGGAUUCCUUUAUUGAUUUUGACUACCCAAACCCAGUCAACAACCACAGCGCGGUUAACGACAGCGUCGUCCCUGUUCAAACCAAGCCACUCUGUACUCCGGUGAUCAAUACCCACUCCCAAGAAAAUUGCUACGACAUCGAUUUUUGCAGAUCCAAGCUCAAUUCAUUCGGCCAUCAACCACUAUCCCUGAGCCACAGUGUUUCCUCUUCUUCCCUAGAAGUCGGAGUUGUCCCAGAAGCGAAUUCGAUGUCCGACAUAUCAUACCCAUUGGGUCAAAGCGUGAGUAGUGGGGGGGACUCGGGGCUACCGGUAUCGGGAUCCGGCAACCCAGCGACUCAAUUAUGUGGAAUCGACCGGGAGGCGAGAGUGUUGAGGUACAGAGAGAAGAGGAAGAACAGAAAGUUCGAGAAGACAAUCCGGUACGCUUCAAGAAAAGCUUACGCGGAAACCCGACCCAGAAUCAAAGGCCGGUUCGCCAAACGGACUGACACACUAUCAGAGGUUGAAGAAAUGUAUGGGUCGGCUGGUUCGUCUCUGUUCUUAGCAGACACCCAGUACGGCGUGGUACCGACAUUUUAACCAUGACUAAGCUGAAUUGAACUGAACGAACUAAAUCCAGUGCUGCUUAGAUUUAUAAUUCUUAUUGUGCGCAUUGAAUAAAUGAACGGUAGAUUACGGCAAAUUAUGUGUUUAAUGGCGAUGAUGUAAACAAGCAAGCAGUGAUUGAUUUGCAGGAGCGUGGGUAUCGCAAGAUGCUUGCUUUUUGUCACCCUCUUCUCCUUACAAAAUAUAACCGAUUUGCCCUUCUGAAUC